AGGGAAAGGUGCAGGAGAGCACAUUUCCUUCAGUUAUUGUCUAACCCGGUGUUGUAACGUUGCAUGCCCACCUCCUCGGAUGACCUCAUUUAUUUUGAGCGGUUCCUGCCUUCUCUUCCACCUCUCCGUCGGGACGCUGGAAGGAGGCGGGUAUCCAGCAGCCGGAUCCUAAGCGUUCCGCUCACAGUCCCUCCUCUCCCAAGGCUGCCUGGUUAAGAGCGUUGCGCAGGAAUUUCCGGCGGUUCACGCCCUUGUUGGUGGAAAUUGCGAGCGCUCGGUGAUUUUUGUUACCUGCCAGGAGCCGCGUUUUCGUCCCUCUGCUAUCAGCUGCUGGAGGAUUCGUCCAGUUUCCUUUUUUGUUUUGUUGGUACCGGAGAGUUUGUUUCGAGUUUCGCUUGCGGUUCCUUGCCGAGGGCAAAAGGAAAAAAAAAGCAAAGCGGGAAUCAUGUCUGGUAGCAAUUCAGCCACGAUUGAUACCGUGAAGAGAAAAAUCCAGUUUCUGCAGCAGCAGGCGGACGAGGCAGAGGAAAAGGCUGAGCUGCUGCAGAGGGAGCUCGACAGUGAGCGGCAGGCGAGAGAGAGGGCGGAAGCCGAUGUAUCCUCCUUGAAUAGGCGUAUCCAGCUGGUUGAGGAAGAAUUGGAUCGUGCUCAGGAACGUCUGGCUAGUGCCCUGCAGAAACUAGAUGAAGCUGAAAAGUCAGCGGAUGAGAGUGAACGAGGAAUGAAGGUUGUGGAGAGCAAAGUCUUAAAGGCUGAGGAGAUAAUGGAAAUGCAAGAGAUGCAGCUGAAGGAAGCUAAACAUAUUGCUGAGGAAGCAGACCGCAAAUAUGAAGAGGUAGCACGUAAACUUGUCAUCCUUGAAGGUGAGCAGGAACGAACUGAGGAGCGUGCUGAACAGUCAGAAAGUAAAUGUGCUGAGAUUGAAGAAGAAUUGAAAAAUGUCACCAACAGCCUGAAGUCUUUGGAAGCACAAACUGAAAAGUAUGCUUCAAAAGAAGAUAAAUAUGAAGAAGAAAUCAAGCUGUUAACAGACAAACUAAAAGAGGCUGAAACUAGAGCUGAGUUUGCAGAAAGAUCUGUAGCAAAAUUGGAGAAGGCAAUUGAUGAAUUGGAAGAAAAACUGGCCCGGGCCAAAGAAGAGAAUGUGGGCAUUCAUCAGGUGCUUGAGCAGACUCUAGUGGAUCUGAGUCACUUAUAAUACUAACUGGGGGAAAAAAAAACAAAAGCUUUACAUGCCACAAGUGCCCAUGGUACAACAACAUCUUCUGUGUAAACACUGAAAACCACCAGCCAAAGUGUGAAACACAGCAUGGGGAUUAGAACAACAAACUAAUAAUAUAGGCUCAGCAUUUGUGUUGAAACCAAUAAAUUUCAAGGGGGAAAUCUUUCUUUUAAAACUUAACUUUAACCACAGUGUUGGAUCAGUUUUUCUUUUUGAUUUAUCCUGCCCUCUCCACUACAGUAAAUGGGCAGACUUUGACACUUAUGCCAUAGAUGUAGUUAUAACUGUAUUUGCUUUUCUUUCAACUCUCUAUUUGAUGGCUUCCAUUCUUGACAAGCUUUGUUUUUUUUUAAUGUGUAAAAUGUAUUGAUAAGACUUGAAUUUUUGCCAAAAGUGCAUUCAAGAGUCUCUGACAUGAUGCUGGAUAACAUAAGUAAAAUUUGAAAAGAAUGCAUACCACUUUCUUCCUCCAGCCCCCCAGAGUUUUAAUCUGCUGCAGCUUAGAAAUCUGUGACGUUAUGUUAUUUGUUAAUUAGAAGUGGUUUGUGCCCAGUUAGCACACAGGAAAAAGUCAAAGCUUGUAAGGACGUGGUAAGGCCUGGUUUCUGAUAUCGGGACCACACUGGCAAUUAUUGGCGAAUGUUGUUAAUGUAUCAUACUGACCCAAGGUUACUGCUUGUAGAAGACAAUAAAAAUGUCACUAGAUAUUGCUAAUGUAAAAUCUAUUGACUUGCAUUUUUAAAUCAAUGGAGAUGCCACCAUGACAUUGUAAACCUUUUAUAUCACAAAUAGAUGGGAUUGUGAAAAUAUGUACAUUUUUGUCAUAGAUUUAAGAUUUUGAGCACAGAUGGAGUUUUAACAACUAUUUGCCCUUCUGUGAUGCAACUGUUUCUUCUCCCUAUGAAUGUCCUUGGAAUUCCACUUUAUCCUAUGCAAUUAUCUGUGUAAGCUCUUUAUUUGUACGGUUUAUUAAACUUUGGAAUAAAAUUA
Pristis pectinata (smalltooth sawfish) is the source of this 2212-nucleotide messenger RNA. Its product is annotated as tropomyosin alpha-4 chain-like. Lineage: Eukaryota; Metazoa; Chordata; Chondrichthyes; Rhinopristiformes; Pristidae. Gene Ontology annotation, molecular function: actin filament binding. The coding region runs from base 446 to 1198 and encodes 250 amino acids. Gene Ontology annotation, cellular component: actin filament. Gene Ontology annotation, biological process: cardiac muscle contraction; actin filament organization. The record is from RefSeq and is a predicted model, not a curated record. The transcript is spliced from 8 exons.